Onthophagus taurus is the source of this 291-nucleotide messenger RNA. RefSeq names its product transmembrane protein 167A-like protein ksh (gene ksh). Lineage: Eukaryota; Metazoa; Arthropoda; Insecta; Coleoptera; Scarabaeidae. The record is from RefSeq and is a predicted model, not a curated record.
AAUCAUAACCUAAAAUUAUUUAAUAAAAUUAAAAUAAAAUGUCCGUGCUAUUUAGCUUCCAAAGUGUGGUGAUCAUACUCCUACUAUUAAUAUGUACCUGCACUUAUCUUAGGUCGUUAUUUCCAAGUAUAAUAGAUCGAAAUAAGAAUGGAUGGUCAGGAUCGUUUUGGAAAUGUGCUAGAAUAGGGGAAAGAAUGUCUCCUUACGUAGGAAUGUUUUGUUUAACGAUAGCUUUUUAUAUUUUAUUUUUAAGUUAAAUAUACUUUGAAUAAAUUUUUUUGUACAUAUAAA